AUUUAUACAAGUGUGAAUUCUGAUUAACUGAGUGAUAAAUUAUAUAAAGUGGAGAGAAUUAAGUAGAUUUCUAUUAUAUGAAUAACUUGCCCAUAUAAACUUGUGUAUUCUCCAACAGAUUCAUAUAAAUAGCAUAUUACUGUACAUUUUUAGAUAAGUUUAAAAUUUUAUCAGUGUAAUCAUGACAAUUGUGUUCCAUUAUAGGAUUAGUGAAAUUUUAAAAUGUUUUAUAUAAUGCAUAUAAUACAUAUAUGUACAUACAUGAAAGUUUUCCAUGAUGAUGUACCUCCACCAGGGGCGUAUGAUCCAAAAUUAGAUAGUAAAGUAAAAGGUUUUGUUAUUGAAAAGUCAGAGAGAUUUCAUGAUAACAAAAGCGUUGCCAGUGCAGAGUGCAAUGUAUCAGUGUGCACUAAAAAUGCAAGCAAUGUGGCAAUUACUUUUAGAACGCCACAACCACCACGAAAACACAAUCGAGACCAAACAAGAUCAAGUUCAAAAGUGAAGUCACGUGGGCUUAUUACUGCUAACGACCAAAAAUUGAAGUACGAUUCCGAGCAUCAACUUGCUGAUCUUCAAGUAGAAUGUUCCAACAAAGACAGGACGAUACAAGAGCUUGAGAAGCACAUCGAGGACAUGAAGGAGGAAGUACAGAAAUUAGAAUUGCAACUCGACGAGUUACAUAAAAAACAAACAGAAGUAGAGGAGCAACACCGAAAGGACAUAGAAAUAAUGGCUAAAUUGCAACAAGAAAUUUUAAAUGGUUACGAUGAAAAGCAUCAAACCGAAGUGAAGCGCCUUCGUUCUCAGCUUUUGGAAGUUUCAGAGGAGAAAGAACGCGAAAUUGAAGCAAGAAAAGCUAUGGAAGGUGAUCUUAGAAAUCGUAUCGCGGAUUUCUCGAAAAGAAUAGCAGCGUUAGAAUAUGAAUUGGCAGAUAAAAAACAUACAAACGUGAAAAGGGUUCAAUCUCUUGAAAUACAAAUUGAAGAACUAACAAUAAAAUUAGAAGAGAUAACAGUAAGUCACAAAUAUGAAGUUGGCUUGCUGGAACAAGAAAAGGCCAAACUUAAUUCAUGUGUUAUUAAUUUAAUGGAGGAACGUGAUAAGUUGGAGCUAAAGUUGCAAAAGCGACAAAAUGUAGUUCUUGAACUACAAGGACAACUAUCUGCCCUUCAAUGUGAAUUAGACGAACUAAAGGGUGAAUAUGAAAAAGUUGUUGAAAAUUUUUCGAAAAAAGUGGGUGAUCUUAGAUAUAAAUAUGAAGAAGAAACUAAUAAAUUGAAACUCGAUUUUGGAAAAGAAAAAAUGAUCCUUAUCAAUGAAAACGAAUUUGAAAUGUCGCGUAGGAUAGAAAUUGAAGCUAAAGUAAAAGAUAUUGACGAAGAAAAUAAUUUUUUGAGAAAAGAACUGGAAAACGUUCAAAAUCUUUCCAAAGAUGUUAAUAAUCGUUUACGCGAGGCGCAUCAAGAAUUAGAAGAUUCACAUAGAAAACACACUCUUAUUUUGAAAAAACAUCAGGAAGAAUUAGGUGAUAUAAUAAAACUUCAUGAUGAAGAAAAAUAUAAACUGAAAAAGCAAUUGGAGGAUGCAAGAUUGAAUUAUAUAAAAGAAAUAGAAAAUCUAACGGUAGCAAGAGACAAAGAAGUAUCAGAAGUAAAAGAAGCUGCGGGCAAAAUGAUCGAAGAAGAAACGAAACGAAUUAAACAACAUGCCGAUAAAUUAGUAACAAAUGCAGAAGCUGUUACGAGAGAAACAUUGGCAGCUUGCCGUACCGAAUGUGAGGAAAGAGUAAAAAGAGUGAUUGCUGAUAGUGACGCGAAAGUAAGCGGGUCACACAUAAAUGCUAUGAUCAGAGAGGCAAAGAUUACUGUAGAGGAAGAAAUGCGACUUACCGCGGAAAGGUAUAAAGCGUGUUUAGCGCGAGUAGAAAUGGAACGAACGGCAUUAGACGAAAAACUGGCGAUUAAAGAUGCUGAAAUUAAUAGACUUUCCGCGACUCUGGAAGAAUUAAAGAACUCUGCAGAAACUCAGGAAAGUUUUGGCCAAAGCUUACAAAUAGAAUUAGAUCGAGCAGAAACUGAACUAGCAGAAAAGAAAGAUGAAUUAAGAGCUCUAAAAGAUCAAAUCCGAGCAGAGGCAGCGGAAAUGGUAGCUAGACGAAAGAGAUUCGAAGUUAUAAUGGCUGAAAAUCAAGCAUCAGUUGCUGCUUUAACUAAACGUUUGGCUCAAAGUAAUGCUGAAGUGGAAAGAUUACAGCAUGAAUUAAAACGUGGUGAAGAUUGCAUAAACGAACAUCGUGAUUUACUGAGUAUUAUGCGCAACAACUCUCAAAUAGUACAUGAACAGGUGCAUGUUUUGAUGGAUCAAUUAGACGCCAAAAAGGGAUUGGUCGAUCAACUCGAAGCUGAAAGUUUAAGCGAAUUGGAAUCAUUAAAAUCUGUAUUUGAAGCUAAAAUCGAUGACUUAAAGAAAAUAGCAACCAGACAAGUUGCGAAAUUACAAGCUGAGAAUGAUGUGAAGACCGCACAAAAUAUUGAGAUGAAAAAUCAGCUUCAAGAAAUGGCUAACCAUCUUGCUGAAGCACAAAAUAUGCUGCUUAAAUUGGAAGAAAGAAACGAUGCUCAAGAACUCGAAAUUUCUCGAGCGGAUAUGCUAAACAACAAAUUUAACGAACAGUUGAAAGAACGUGAAACAGCAAUAGAAGACUUAAAUAAAUUGUUAGAGCAUCAAUCAGAAAUUCAAAAAGUUACCUUAAAUGAAGCAAGUCUGAAAAUAGGAGAACUUUCUGAUAAAAUUAAAUGUCUUGAAGAAAAGGAUAGCCAGAUAUCGAAACAUAAUGAAUUACUCGAAGAAGAACAGAACAAAUGGAGAAGUUUAGAAAAAACGAUUAUAGAAAAGCUUGAAGAAGAAAAAUCUCGCCGAGAAGCAGCUGAAGAUGAAGUGAAAAAGCUUUCUAAAUAUAACGAGCAACUUCUAAAAGAUUAUCAAGAAAUUCAUGAAAAAUACGCUGAAGUUGUUGGUCAUCAUAAUCACAGGCAAAGAAUUAAACAUGUAUCUCAACUGAAAGAUAAAAUCAAUCAACUCGAACAGGAUUUAUAUGCGAAGACGAGGACAAUAGAACAGCAGCACAAGAUGAUAGAAAAAUUGAGAGCAGAAGAAAAACGUGCGCAUAGUAAAGGAAAAGAGAACAUGUUAGGAAUUUCACAGAACACAUUUGCGACACCUAUUCCUUCCCCACAUAAACCAUUGACGCCACUAAGGAAUCGGAAUGAUUAGUUUUAAUAUUAGCAUAUUAUUCAUUUAUGAUUAUCAUAAAUGCGAGUUGGUAAUAAUU
Bombus impatiens (common eastern bumble bee) is the source of this 3331-nucleotide messenger RNA. RefSeq names its product hyaluronan mediated motility receptor. The record is from RefSeq and is a predicted model, not a curated record. Bases 223 to 3273 code for a protein of 1016 amino acids. Lineage: Eukaryota; Metazoa; Arthropoda; Insecta; Hymenoptera; Apidae. The transcript has 15 exons. Gene Ontology annotation, molecular function: hyaluronic acid binding.